Messenger RNA from Portunus trituberculatus (swimming crab), 4466 nucleotides. RefSeq names its product barH-like 2 homeobox protein. NCBI's taxonomy places the organism in Eukaryota, Metazoa, Arthropoda, Malacostraca, Decapoda, Portunidae. The record is from RefSeq and is a predicted model, not a curated record. The transcript has 4 exons. Gene Ontology annotation, biological process: regulation of transcription by RNA polymerase II. Bases 1387 to 2673 code for a protein of 428 amino acids. Gene Ontology annotation, cellular component: nucleus. Gene Ontology annotation, molecular function: RNA polymerase II transcription regulatory region sequence-specific DNA binding; DNA-binding transcription factor activity, RNA polymerase II-specific.
GUGCGUGGCGGUGGCGGGACGUGUGGCGGCGCGGGGCAGGUGGGAGCGGGUGCUGUGCCGCUCAGUAAUGGCAGUCGCAAGGAGACACCCGUCGCUACUAGAGCCACUCACUGCCGCUACCGCCGCCGCCGCCGCCGCAGUUGGGGAGCCUCAACGCGCGGCAACACACGUGGGCCGAGCCGCUGCACCCGCGCCGCGAAGCCUUGUCGCUGCUGGGGACGAGAGACGAGGUGGUGUUGAGAAAGUGAUCGAAUUGCGCCUCCCUGUGUUGCAGCGUGAGGCGUUCCAGUGUGUCUGCGUGGGUGUAUCUGUGUGUAUGUGUGUGGGUGUGUCGUGCGGGCAGCCGUGGCGCAGCAGGGAGUGCAUGCCCCGGCGUGCGAAUCUUCAAGGAACCUGAUAACUGAGGUGUGAGUUCUGCAUCGUGUUCAGUGUCACCUAAGUAAGCAUUUGUGUGAUAUAAACCCCGCGCUGUUCAAGCCAUCACUCUGGUUAGACCUUGGAGAGAGAGGAGGCGACGGCAAAAUAGAAACUCACAAGGCUGAACAUUUUCAUAGUGGUUAAGGUGAGGUCCCGCUGUGAUUACGGGGAUGAUGAACUACAGCAGGUGAGGGUGACGUGGACUGCCUGCUGGAGUGUGGCAGGGGAAGAAACUGUUAGGUGGUCAGCAAAACACUCCUCGCCACGUAAUGGUUCGCCUGCAGCCUCGUAUCCUUGCUUAAUACCAACAACACAUCAAGGAAUAUUAGGCAAGGAGGCGGCGGCGCAAACGGGUUCUGGCGAGCGGCAGAAAACAAAAGACGUGAGAGAAGAGGAGAAGCAACAACAUUUCCUCGCCGAGUGAUAAGGAAACCCGACCCGCCUGAAAUGUCGAAGCAAAUUACUAACUGACAACCGACUGCAGGCUCUCCAACAGGAAAGGUGAGAAAAGGGGGCGUGGCAGAGGACUUCUGGUGAUAUGAGGGGGCGGUGUUAACAUUGGCCGCGGUCUAGGGGGGUGACCAAGGGGGAGGAGGAGGAGGAGGAGAGGAGGAGGAGGGUGAAGAAAAGAGAGGUGAGGGGGCCGGGGGAGGGAGCGCGGCGGGCCUGCCUGACUCACUCAUCACAUAUCCUUCACGGGUCUCCAGGUGUGUUAUGAGAGCGUCAUUUGGGCCUUCGCGUCUCCGUGGACUCGACAAGGGACGUCCAUAGUGCGUGUGGCGGUGCGUCGCCUGGGGUGCCGAGCUGCAGUUUCUAGACCUAAUUGGCGGUGUGUCCUCUGAUUGUGGGACUCCAGACGGUGAAAUUCAGGAAACGGAGCAUUCUGAUGAUCUCUCAUUUCUACACCGGCGCGAAACAAAGCGAGGCAGCGGCUCGUCUAUUUGCCUAACUCGCGAACGUUCGGACAACAUGACAGUGGCCAUGGCUUCCACUAAGGCGGAUGUGCAAGACGGGGACCUCUUAGUGCAAAUGAGACACGCAUUACCCAAGGAAGACGGAGACGCGGCCACCGAUGCCAAGAAACACUCGGUGGCGGGCAGCAGUGAUGACGAGGACACUGCACUGCGAGAGGAGGGCACAGAGGGCGGCGAGAGGCGACCAAAAGACACCGUGGACACUGAACCCACGGAUCUAACAGUUAAGAAGCAAAGCAACAACAACAACAACAACAACAACAACAACAACAACGUCAACAAGAACCACCUGGGGGCGACCUUGCUGGCGGCGAGGGGCGUGAGCAGUCCAUCCUCCUUCGCCAACACCAGCCUUCCCGCCUCCCUCGCCGUCAGGAGCUCCUUCUCCAUCACCAACCUCCUGAGGCCCAAGAGCGUGAUGGGAGAGGCGCGGGCGGAGGACCUGAGCCCGGCUAGGAGGAGGAGAAGCACGUCCCCCCUCCCUGAAGUGACCAUCACGCCCCACCACGCCCUCCCGCACCCCCUCCACGUUCCAACCAAGAGGAAAAUCGAAGAGGUGGAGCACGAUAUUGAUAAUGAGGACGAGGACGACUGCGAUGAGGAUGACGAGGAGGAGGAAGACAGCAGAGGAAGGGCGCUGCGGAUGAGGGAGGCGCUGCUCAACGGAGACAAGAUAGGGUGCUCCUCUCCCCGCUCCCCGGAUGCCCCGCUAAGGAACAAGAAGCAGCGGAAGGCGCGCACGGCCUUCACCGACCACCAGCUGCAGACGCUGGAGAAGAGCUUCGAGCGGCAGAAGUACCUGAGUGUGCAGGACCGCAUGGAGUUGGCGGCCAAGCUCAACCUGACCGACACGCAGGUCAAGACCUGGUACCAGAACAGACGGACAAAAUGGAAAAGACAAACAGCUGUUGGUCUUGAGUUCCUUGCGGAGGGUGGCUAUGGGCGGCUAAUGAGCGGAUACUGGCCCUACGCGACGCCGCCCUCACUUGCCACGCCCUCACAUCCAUCCCACCUCUCUGCCGUGGGCGCCCUCUCCUCCAUGGCCGCCCUAUCUUCUUCUAUGGACCUUUAUUACAGACAUGCUCAGCUGGCGGCUCUCAGCAGGACGGCAGCGGCAGUGACCCCCGCCUCCACGCCCACACUAGAGGGCACGCCUUCCCUGCCGGCCCUCACCACCGUGGGCGCCACCAGCAGUUCCUCUCCGCCCACACUCGUCGCACCCAGAGUCCUCUAUCCACACACGCCCACGCAAGCCGCCCUCGCACACUAUUUCAAACAGUAACACACACACACACACACACACACACACACAGAGAAAGGAUCCUCAGGGGAACUGCUGACGAAGGAUAUCAUGUCCUCGUGUCCCGCUCCUCUAGACAAACCUAACGGGCAUCAUCCUCACCCCGUCACCAGCAGGAGGAGGAGCAGCGCCGCCCGGAAGCAGGUGGGGCGGGUCUGGGCGUGGCGUGUACAUCAGGUGAUCGCAAACCUAACUGCCUGCCUCCUCGUCGCCAAUUUCCUGACGAAUCUAUAAGUGUCGUUGCAAGCGGUCAUUACGGACGCGACUCUCACUCCACCGUUUUUAAGACAUGACCGCCAUCUGUUGCGUCCCCGUAGAAAGUCACAAAGGAACUGAAGCGACGCCAGCCACACCAGGCCACACCAAGCCACGCCAAGCCACGCCAAGACACGCCAAUCAAGCCACGUUCUUCCACGCAACGUUAUGCCUUAAGGAACUACGAGUGAUUGAAAGGCUAUGCAGGAAAGUUUGGUAUGGAAUAAAGACUUGGAAAAACGUGCGCAAAAAGGAUGAAGUGAGUCAAGAGUGUAUUAUAUUUCCGCCAUUAAUGAACGUUUUUGAAUAGAGCGAAACGUUUAUGGUGUGAUGCAAACGUUUGAACUUUUCUACCGCAGAUGAGGUAAAUAUGAGAACCGUAGCUAGAGAAUAACUUAGAAUACAUAAAAAAAGACAAUGAAGCUCCUACCGUGUGAAAAUUGGCAACAAAAAAAAAGGAAAAAGAAAACGAAGUGCGUCUCGGUGAUUUGCGCAAAGAAACCUCUCGCGUUCGUGGAAGUGUGAAUCCAAACACGCACCUGCGCACUACACAAUUCACUCAAGGAGGAGGUUUCACUCGCGUGCCUGAGAACUUUACAGGAGACAAAGGUGCGUUCAAUCAUUUCGCAAGACACCGGCAGGGGAGAAGCAUCCUGUCGAACCUCGAAACUUUUGUGAUGAGAAAGUACAGAUAGUUUCCUGCAGGGCGUCCUAAACCCUUCCCCUCCCUGACCCUUCCCCACCCCUCCCUGCCCUUCUCCUUUCCCCGCCCCGCCCCGGAAACGACCUAAAUACUAUUACAGGACUCCAAGGGCGCGACAUCCCCACCCUCCCCCAAUCAUCCUUUCUUCGCCCCGCCACCGCUAUUCGCGCCCCACUAAGGUGACUACAGCCCUCGUGACUCAGCAAGGAGGAGUCAGGAGUCACGGUACUGGGCUGCUUUCCUCUCACAGGUGACUCCCACAGGUGUGCUCAAGGUGUGAUUUGUGGGGCUCCCUAAUUCUUGAAAAAUGUUCCUCCCAGGUUCACUCACUCCCGUUACUGUGAAAUGAAUAACAACGCUAUUUUUUCCCCCUGCGGUUCAAUAAUUUUCUUUUCUUUUUUUUUCUUUUUCCUUCCGUCUUUCUUUUUUUUUCGUGGCGUUUCAUCGAAGGUUCAUUUUGACCUUUCAGAUUCCGAGGCAGACCACACCAGGAAGCUUGUUUUGUUAGUUAAUUUUCAGCCUGCAAAAAUUUCAAGCACAAAUUACAUGUCUAUCUAUAUAUUUUUCCUCCUUUUUUUUUUACUUACGAUUGUAUCCAUGAUUUCCUUGUUAACUCGUCUGGGUAAAGUCAACACAGAAAAAUAGAGACAAAAUAACAAGUCAAUAAAUAAUUUCAAAACGGAUAAAAACACCAGUAAAUAAAAAAAACAUCGAUUUAUGAAAAACAAAACGCGCCUGAAUCUUUUAACCCCUUCAGUACCAGAACGCGUUUCCAUAUUUAUUUUGGUUACUAUUUGGCGAUUUUACACAGUUACAA